Messenger RNA from Sphaeramia orbicularis (orbiculate cardinalfish), 3132 nucleotides. It is a transcript of the gene pip5k1bb, whose product is annotated as phosphatidylinositol-4-phosphate 5-kinase, type I, beta b. Gene Ontology annotation, molecular function: 1-phosphatidylinositol-4-phosphate 5-kinase activity. The coding region runs from base 274 to 1881 and encodes 535 amino acids. Lineage: Eukaryota; Metazoa; Chordata; Actinopteri; Kurtiformes; Apogonidae. The record is from RefSeq and is a predicted model, not a curated record. Gene Ontology annotation, cellular component: plasma membrane. The transcript has 15 exons. Gene Ontology annotation, biological process: phosphatidylinositol phosphate biosynthetic process.
CUGGAGUCUCCUCACUAGUGCACAGACUGUGGUGGAAACAGGCAGUGCGUGUAUUUUUCAUACCCGCAUUUAUUCAUCUGUUGGGGAAAAGGCUUUUCUGAGAGGACCGCUGCGGGAGAAAAAAAGACAUUUUACCUAGGAGAUCACGCAGAGGAAAAGACGAUCGGCUGACUAGGCUUCCCUGAUCCAAAACUACUGAUGUUUCCACAACCUCACAAUCAAAACAUGUUACCCUGAUCGAUGUUCAUCUGGCAUAGCUUUUCAUAAAGCAAGAUGUCAACCACAACAGAAAAUGGUAUGGGAGGGCCUUGGAGCACAAGCAGAGAGAAAACGUACAAAAAGACCACGUCAUCAGCCUUGAAGGGAGCCAUUCAGCUUGGUAUCGGCUACACAGUGGGUAACCUCACCUCUAAACCUGACAGAGAUGUUCUUAUGCAAGACUUCUAUGUGGUGGAGAGUGUUUUUCUUCCCAGUGAGGGAAGCAACUUGACUCCGGCACAUCACUAUCCAGAUUUCCGCUUUAAGACAUACGCACCGCUGGCCUUUCGCUACUUCAGAGAUCUGUUCGGCAUUAAACCAGACGACUACCUGUACUCACUUGUCAAUGAGCCUCUUAUUGAGCUGACCAACCCGGGGGCCAGUGGCUCUCUCUUCUAUUUAACCAGUGAUGACGAAUUCAUCAUUAAAACCGUCCAGCACAAAGAGGCCAAGUUUCUCCAGAGAUUAUUACCUGGAUAUUAUAUGAAUCUGAACCAGAAUCCACGUACGCUGCUGCCCAAGUUUUACGGCUUGUACUGUAUUCAGUCCGGAGGCAUCAACAUCCGACUGGUGGUGAUGAACAAUGUGCUGCCUCGCUCCGUCAAAAUGCACUACAAAUAUGACCUGAAGGGCUCCACCUACAAGAGACGGGCCUCCAGGAAAGAGCGAGAGAAGUCCUGUCCUACGUACAAAGACCUGGACUUUCAGGACAUGCAUGAAGAGGGGCUUUACUUUGACACAGAGACUUACAACAACCUGAUGAAGACCCUGCAGAGGGACUGUCGGGUGCUGGAGAGUUUUAAGAUCAUGGACUACAGCCUGUUGCUGGGUGUGCACGUCUUGGAUCAGAGCCACCGAGAGGGGGGUGAGCCGGGCCAGGCAGGGGGGGACGGGAGGAGACCGGUGGGUCAGCGGGUACUUUACUCCACCGCCAUGGAGUCCAUCCAGGGAGACGGAAAGGCUGCUGAAGCCCUCACCACAGACGACACGAUGGGUGGCAUCCCUGCCAAAACACACAAAGAGGAAAAGCUGCUCAUCUUCCUGGGAAUCAUAGAUAUUCUACAAUCAUACAGAUUCAUUAAAAAGCUGGAACACUCAUGGAAAGCCCUGGUGUACGAUGGCGAUACCGUCUCGGUGCAUCGACCUGGGUUCUACGCUAGCCGCUUCCUUAAGUUCAUGAGCACAAGGGUCUUCAGGAAGACGCAGCCAAUUCGAUUCUCCCCUUCAAAGAGGACUCGCACAUCCAUCCCAGCUCUGAAGUCGUCCUCACAGGAGAUCCUUUCAUCGCAGGUGGAUGAGAAGAAUGAGGAGAAGGACAGGAGGGACAGGCUGGGAGGAGCCCGGAGUCUAGCCAGUUUGGAUGGACAAGCUGUGUUUGGCUCGUACCUGCGUCCGGAUCUGGUCCCUGCCAACCCGUCCUUCUACGAGGGCUCGUCCAUGGGAACCAUCUCCACCUCCUCCAUCUUCGUCAAUGUGGACAACCAAACAGAGGAGAGAGAUGAUGUUGCAUCUAGUUCCACGUUUACUCUGGAGGACAGCGCGAUCUGCCUCACUUCAGAGCAGAGCACCAUGGACGUGGACAUAGACCGUGAUGAUGGAUCUGUCCUCGAUGUCUACUUGUGAAAGUGCAGCUGUACGACCUUCACCUCCUUCUGCUAAUCAUCAGACAAUCUUCAUACAUCAAUGGAAAGGCCAAGCUGACCUUUGACCCCACCUCCAGUGCUGCUACAUCCAUGUUGCCACUUGUAUUGCCAACACGUAAAAGACUGAAACUCUCCACUGGUUGAUGGACUAAAAGUAACCAGGAAAAUCCAUGGACAUUUACAGGAACAAUGUGACAUUCCACCAUGUGAUACGAUAAACAUCGAGCUGAGCUGAGUGUUGCUUUUAAAGCAUGCGUCAACGCAGUGCCAUUUAUGUAUACUGUUUUUACGGCUUACACAAAAUCUGAACAUUUACUGUAUGUAUAAAUACGAAGGAGAGGGCAGACAAUGUACAUUUCUUUACUUUUCUUCCUGCUGACCAGAAAGUAAUGAAAGACACUUUGACAUUUCCAGCCGCUUUAGCUGCUGAUCAUUGAGAAACGUUUACAGUGAAAUGUUGCUCAUCUUGGUCCCAGAAGAAGAGGGCCAGGAUGCUGUCCCUCAGAGGACAGCCACCGCCAACACGAAUGAGGAAAGGACUCAGUUGAUGAAUUUUAAAGCUACCGAGGCCAAAUACAGACUGUGACGGGAUUUAGAUGGCCACGUUGUCGCAACAGAACCCUGAAGCCCCGCCACGAGCUGCUGGAAACUGAAGUGAGAAAAGACAGUUACUGGAUUUUGGAUGAAGCGCAGAGCAGACGAACCACGCACUCGCUCUUGAUUAAAAGGCACUUUUGACAUUGGUUAUGAUUACUGUAAAAAUAUUUUUCUCUGAGGACAUUGCUUAGGUGGGUGGGCUACCUGAUUCAGAAGCACAGAUUUGGAUGUGUGAAUAUGCACUUUUUUUUUUUUUUUUUUAACUCUACAAAUGCACACCUGUGUAAGUCAUUCAUAGUACAUGUACACAGAGACAAUGAAGGAACAUUGUAGAUCAUUUUGAUGUGGCGCUACUAGUUUUGUGAGGUUUGCGUCAUAACUGCUUUUACUCAGGAUAUCCUUUAAUACUGAAUAAAUGUGUCCUCUUUAAGACGCUAUGAGGCAUACCGUCUCAUACCUCUUUAUCAACACCGUUCACGUUCAACUCCAAAAUCAUGUCAGUAGAGAUCAUAAUUUAUUCUGUAAAUCUAAAUAUUUUACCAUUUUCUGAAAAAAAUACUUUAAUCUUUGAAUGUAAAAGCAAUGCAUAUUUAUAUAUAGAAGAUUCUCCUAUAAAUAAACAGCUCAAACAGUG